Messenger RNA from Ectocarpus siliculosus, 14401 nucleotides. The record is from the annotation of a GenBank genome assembly. Lineage: Eukaryota; Phaeophyceae; Ectocarpales; Ectocarpaceae.
AUGGGAAAGGCGAGGAGGAGAAAUGGCGAAAACUGGGGGGAGGAGUCGUCCCCAGCUGCAGGCGAUGGUCACAGCGACAAGGAGGAGGAGGAGGAUCUCUUUCUCGCCAUGUUCUCGGCUGCAAAUACCGACGAGUGGUCUGCGAUGCUUGUUGGUUGCGGCCUUGUGCGUUCCCUCGUAAACUCAUUACAAGCAUGCCUGGAUGUCCGUAUCACCGCGCGAGGCUUAGACUUGACGAGGGCUUCGCCGGCGAUGAGGCGGUCUGGAUCUGCGACAAUCGGCGGCGAUAGAGGUAGCAGCUGCAGCGCGGGGCUGGACGCUACGCCCGGCGCGGUGCAGGGUGCGGACUUGGCAAAGGAGGAAGAAGAUGGUGAUGGGAUGCCCAGCGUUGACUGGUGUCUUGGGUGCGAGCUUGAGACGGCGCAAGUCGUGGUAAUGAUGGCCUUAGGCGCCCUCCUCUCGGCCCAUCCUCUUGCCGCACGUGAUCGUUUCCAGCGCGCUGGUGGUGCACUUCGCGUUCAUCGAAUCAUUUCUCACCAGCCGGAAAAUUCAGGCAACGACGAGGUGCACGUCUGCGUGUCUUCCGGUCCCGAAGUUGAUGGUGAUGCUGCUGCAGCCCCUGUUUCGGCCUGCCCGUUUUUACAGGAGCACUGUGUCUUGGUGGCUCUGCAGAUGUCGCGGCUGAGCGUCCGCGCUGAAGGUAUGGCAGGGUGUGUGCCGCUCGACGUCCUGCAGGGAGCGGCGCGGGUGGUGGGAGCCCUAUCACCGGCCAUGCGAUCGACCUGGCGUAAGUGCCAGGGUCCAACUGUCACUUGGGGGGAUCUUCGGGAUCAGCCACCCCGCCCGAACCCAACAGAUAAGGACGAGAGGCUUCAGGACAGUGGCCUAGAAGAUCCUGGGAACAACAACAACCAGCGAGGCGUCUUAUCCCACGGGUUGCUGCCUCUAGGUCUUCCCGGAGAAGUUGUUGUGCCGGUAAUCCGUGAGAUCUUUGGCAGCACUACCGAGGGCGGCACGUUUGCAGGAGUAGAAUCGUCCUCGAGGAGCUGCAGUUCUACCGCUGAGGUUCGCCCUUUGUUCGACAGCUCCUCAUAUCGGCUGUGUGGACCACGUCCGGGCCAUCCUCUUUCUUCAUCCCGAUCAGCCUUCGCCGGCACUGGUUGGGUAGCGGAUCGGCUGCAGGUGCUGGCACGCAAUCGGGGGCCUGACGCGGACAAGUUGGUAGACUCUGUUCAUUCUCGGCUGGCGACCUCUUUGGACACUGCUGACAUUUUCAUCAUCGCUCAGGAUGCGUGCCGGAUGUCCAUCGCCCCGACUCUGGAAGCAUGCUUCUUAGGGCCGGAAGAAUGGAAACGCGAGCACGAGGGUGAGGUCGGGAGUUGUGCCGUUGGGGAUCAAAGUUCAGGACAACAGAGAUCGUCUGAGAUCGAGAAGUAUGUGACCUUCUUAGCUAGAGAAAGGAGCAACCGAUCUUGCGACAAAGCGGCCAUGCAAGGGUGCAAGUGGCUGAGGGGUUUGAUUGCGAUGGAGCCUGCCCUGGGCACCAGCCUGGUCGUACCCCCGUCGCUACGCGUGGCUUCUCUUUGCCUUGCGUUCAAGCUGUGCGACCGUGGGAAUGGUCAUGGGUCUGACGAUGCGUGGGUCUCAGAUGGGGCGGGUUGGCCUCUGGUGCAUGCGUCCCUGUCCCUGACAGCAGACAUGGUGGCCACCAAUGAAGGUUUGCUUUUCCAGGCUGCGGUGGCGUAUGCUGUAGAUGCGGACGCGGCGACGGGAAUGUUAACGGCGUUGCCGGGGAAACCCCGACCACAUCGCGCGACGGCUUCAAUGACCUCGGAUGCAUCGAGUUCAGGUCUGCAUGCCGCAAGUGCAUGGUAUACCUCCGCCGGCGGCGAGUCGCACACGCCCGCCAGCAUCAACAGCUUGAGUCCCCGCACAGGUCCAAGCUUUUCGUUCUGUGAUACCCAUGUGGGGCAGCCGCAGCCGAGGCCGCCACGACCACUGCCAGAAGUGCUGUUCAAGGCCGCGUUGGAACCUCGGGCUCGCCGUGCAGUAUUUUAUUGCGCGGCCGCACUGGGAGUUGAGGCCAGCAGGGAAGCAUUGGCGUCGGUAGAUGUCCAACAGCGAGAGACGGCGGUGGCUGUACUCAGUGGACUUGUUGAAGGGUAUAUUUGUCUGUGCGAGCGGGCAGCGGUGGCGACUGUGGCGGGUUCAGCUGCUACGGAUGAUGGGCCGAGGCUCUUACUCGAUGCGUUACACGGUGCGUGUGCGCUUAUGCGUUCGGAGGCACCGCGGAACAUGGGUGAGGCGAGUACCAGCGAUAGAGGCGGCAUUCAGGGCACGUCUGGAGGAGCCGAGAAUGGCCCGUCCUCACGCCCGACGAGACAAGGGGAUACGGGCGUGUUGCCUUUGUUGCAGGAGACGUUUCGAGAGCAUUGGGCGUCGGCCCGCCUGUUGGUCGUGUUGGAGAGUGUUGCGGGUGACCUAGCCGCAUCCAGGUCGACACCCAAUUCAUCAUCCGUGCCGAAGGAGGGAUGCUCAGAGAUCGUGACAGCUUGUCUGUCUCUUUUCACCGCAAUGAUGGCAAGGAACUCCCUCGGAAAGAAGGCAAUUAGACGCGCGCUUUCGGAACACUAUUUCGGAAGGAAGGAUUUGCCUGGGGCAGUGCCAUCGUCAAUGCCCGGCGGUGCCGCUGGUUGGGGCAUCGGGGGUUCAUCGUUUGUCGCCCUGGCGCACCUCGCUGGCGUAGUGUCCGCUGCAUCGAUGUGCGAGUCCUUAGUGGAGAUGUUGAUGGACGGUGAAGUUCCAGAGUGCGUCCUCGAGAUUUCCCAGACAGAGAACGAGAUUGGACGUGACCAGCUGGGUGGAGCCACUAGAAGCGAAGAAGGCCACAAUUGUGGCCCAGAAGGGAGGGAGGAGGAUUCGGGCGCUUCGUCACCUCCCGAAAUUCGAAACCCUUUUGUGGUGCCACUAAUAUUUCAGCUGCUUCCCGACUGGCCUGCUUCAGAGCAAGAAAACAUCCUGAAAGUGUUUCAGUUGCUGCUAAAGGGUGCGGGUGGGGGUACAGUUAACCGGUCCCUGUGCUGCGAUGUUCAACCGGCUCUCAUGGAUCAGCUCCUGCAUAUUCUUCCACGACUCAACGGCAGCGGUAGCAAGUGCGAAGACAGCCUACAAGAGCUCGCAAUCGACCUCGUCCGGCUGUUAGGCUCUCAUUCGAUCAACGUGGCGCAGCUGAAGAAGAUAUUUCGGCUGCUACAACCUCUGUCCGCCGUCAGCACGAAACGCGUGGGAACGUCAUCUACGUCGAUUACCAGUCUCCCUUUGCAGCCACCCUGGAUGUGCAGUCUCCUUCGCGCCCUCCGCGGCAUGAUGGAUGACGAACCUGGGCCGCAACGCUUUUUCCUUCUUGACGGUCUCAACUCCGGCUUGCGUCUGCCGCGGAUGCCCCAUUGGCCGGCCCAGAAGGGCUACACUUUUUGCGCAUGGGUGUGCCUGGAGGUGGGGCCUGAAUCUUCUGGCGAAAGAGAUGACGGAGCUGGCAGCGGCAAUGGAACCAUCCCGGUGGCCGAGGCUCCCUGCCUCUUCAGCUUUUGUGGUGAACAGCGGGGUCAGGGAGUUGCGGCAUGCUUCAUCCCCCUGCGUAAAAAGCGUGGAAGCGUGCAACGCGGCGCCGCCGCACCGACCACGACGUCGACCGCAGAGACCCCACAACAGUAUGCGCUGGAGCUCAGAGUAGGGGCAGGACGGAAGAAGCACCCGGCAAUUGUCCGCUUUCCAGGCAUUGUGGUCACCGCCGUGGCGACAGCAUCCAUAGCCUGCCACUGCCCGCGUCGAGCCAAAGCUGCAGGGGGGAAUUCUACAGAUACAGGAGAGGGCGCGGGUGCCAAGGUCGCCGGCCGGCCGGCAUUGUGCAGUCUCAAGGGGCAGAUGGGGCCGAUCUACCUCUUCGAGGGCAGCGUGUCCGAGUCAUUGCUACGCGGCAUCCGUCAGCUCGGUCCCGGCUACGCUUUCAGCUUUGAGCCCCCUCAGGUGGACUUGCGUGAAGUAGCUUUGCUUCCGACAAGCGAUCCUUCCCUGCAACCGCUGUCGGAGAUGGGGAUGGAGAGCCCAGAGUUGAACACGAAUGGUGGUCUAAAGGAUUGGAACGACGACGGUGAGAGUAGGUCACGUCGUGCCCAAGCAGCGGCUACAGCAGCUGCAGCGGCAGCGCGUCAACACCUGCAUAUAGAGGCUCUCAGUGGCUCCCUGACCUCGCGCAUCCUUCUGGCGUAUAAUCCCAGCGUUUGGGGCGGCGAGUAUUUUCUCGAUAACACUCCGGAGCAUAACCCUGUGAGGUGGACCAAUAGCGGCUCCCAGGCCUCGUCCAGUUGGGGCGGACAGACAGAGCGCCGCCAGAUGAUCUAUUCCAUGGCUGGCAGUCAGGCACACGUUCUCGUUCAGCCUCCUGCCGUAAGCCAGCCCCGUGCGGGCGAUGACGGCGGCGACCUUCGCGCCCGUCGCGCACGGCGUGGUCCUGCUGGAGGGCCCUCGAAUGACCGGCCGGACGCCCCGGCUGGGCGAAGCCGUGGGUGGUCUGGGUGCUCCGGGGGCUCUGGUGUGGACAUCAUUGACCACGAAGGCGAAAGAGCAGUAUUCGUGCGCCCUCGUCGACGGCCGGGUCACAUGCACGCGAUGAGACUUCCGGGCACUCGGGAGUGUGUUACGCGAGACGUGCGGGACGCUUUGGAUUGUCUCGGCGGAGUGAAGGUGCUCUUGCCACUGUUCGCGCAGUACGACCACGGGGUUCAUCGUGGUGGAGCUGCCCGUGUAAGCUACCGGACCGACCCACGGUUGAACGAAAACGUGCUGGCUCUGCUUGUUGGAACGUUGCGAGACAGCGUGCCCAACCAACGCUUUCUGCGUCGAUACGGUGGGCUUUCACUCAUCCCGUUCUGCCUUGAACGGGUGAGUCCGCAACACAUGAACGCGGGGGCUCUUGCGCAAGCGUGUCGGUUGGCAGACCGCCUUGGUGCUUGGAGUGAGGAUUGGGCGGACUCUACGAUCGAAUCGCUCCUUUCGCCAUCCCGCCUUUGGGUCUUCGCUCCAACUGAGGUUCAAAUGACUCUGGUCGGGGUUCUUCGGGGGCUCGCCCGACGGUGCCCCGAUCGAAUGCGUCGCGUGGUCGGGGUGCAGCAGUGUCUGGACGCACUUGAUCUGUACUACUGGUACACUCCACCCGCGAACGAAGGCGAUGACGUCGAUCAAUCAAGCGAAACGAGCCCAGUGGAGGACCCGGCGGCGAAUUCAUCAACGGGCGGAAACCGCCGCAACCGCGGUAGUGUCAAUGAUGAAGGCGACAGUGGCGGUGCGGGUAGCAAAGACUGGUCUUAUGUGUCUCGGCAGUGGGUGCACCCGUCAACAGGAGAGGUUCUCGGGGUCAAGGCUUCAGGCGCGGUGCUCGGGGAUAUACGAGCGCGUUUGCUCGACACAGUUGUUCUCAUGGCAUGCGACGGAGAUGGUGUUUGCAGGGCAGACGUGGCAGCGAUGCUUGGCUUUCUGCGGAGCUGUCGGGACGAUUUGAGCCGCUGCGAAGCGCUGCGACUUAUUCUCCGUUUCACAGAUGACCCUCACCAGGCCGGCCGAUUUGUGGUAGCCUCCGGCUACGUUGCGACUGAGGAGUUCGGUGGCGAAGGUGAUGAUGGUGGUCCCAGUCCCGGCCGCGGGCCUGGUCGGGGUGGCACCGCUGUUUCGCUAUUUUUGUCUCUGGUCCAGGCAUCUGAUCCAACUGUUCGACUUUUGGCGUUCCUGGCAUUAGGGCAGACGCUGAUCGCGUGCCUUCGAAUAGAUUCUGGAAGCAGUGCUGUCGACAACUUGCCAGACACAGAUGAGCCCGCAAAUCAGCAGUUCUCAGCCCACUGCCACAACAGCCGCCAGGAUAGCCCAGCUACCACCGCCCAAAACGCAUUCGCGGCCUCCGCUGCGGCUUCAACGUCGUCGCCACCGCCGCCAAGCACUUCAAUAAUGGUCGAGUUUGCUGGUGGUGCUGAUGCAAAGGCGGAAGAGCUGGUCGUUCUCACGGGAGCUCCGUCUGUUCGGGAAAGCGCCGGCAGAGGGAACGCAGACGAGGCGAACAGUCACAGAGGCCAAAACAGCGGCAGUGGUGGCGCAGACGUGUUGGAACUUCGCGGAGGGGUCUGGGAACAUAUUGGGUUGUCCAGACAUAAAAUCAACGACGUGCUACAGUGGGCCCAGCGGCAGGUUACCGGUGCCGAACAAGUAUCUGCUGCUAUCGCACAAGGAAGGAGUUGGGAGAAGCCCGACGGUCGGCAGCCGAGAACGGUGGGGUCCUCGGAAGAGAGCAAACGGCGGCCGGAGGAAGAAGCGGCGGCAGAAAGUGCGGUGGCGAGGGUCACCAUGGAAGUACUGCAAGGGCUACUGAUUGGUCAACUACCUCGAGGCUUCGCGGCAAGCGUUGUAGACUCGCGGGAGCAUCCUGGAGACUCCAAGGCCCCAACUGUUUCCCCAGCAACCGACCAACCGCUAGACCCGUUUUUUCUGGAACCCCCGCCAAGUUUCUCCACGCAGAAGUCGAGGUCAGGGGAUAGACCAAGUGCUCCGUUACAUCAGCGUUCCCGUUCUCGAUCGUGGCGAACCGGACCAGGAAGGGCAUUGGGGUCGUCAACUUCUGUUCCCCCUCCCCUCUGCAUCCAUCUCCCUGAGGCCUUUCCGGCACUCUGCCAACAAGUGGCGAUGGCGCCGCUGGGGGCUGCGCUGCGUGGAGAAGCUAUCGAGACGCUCGUUGCGGCCGUUCAGAGUCAGCGCAACGCGGAGAUCAUCCUGUGUGUGGAUUCUUGGCAGCAGUACCUUCUGAGCGUAGUUUCGUCGGCGCAGGGCCGGCAAGCAGUUGCCACCGCCGCCGCUAGUGCCUCUGGCAGUGAGAAUUAUCCAGCAAGCCAAAGGACUUCCACGGCCGACCGUACAGCUGGGGAUGGAGAUUCGGGCCGGCACUAUCGGAGAAUCGCCAGUGACGAGGCAGCGAGAGAGGACCAGUUGGUCGAUCGGACAGUGAGGCUCAUCUGUUGGCUGGCCAUGUGCAAGGCUAGAAGCGGGAAGCCUGGAAGACCCGGCGCAGGGUUCACAGAACUUCAGGAUACCAUGUCGUUCCUGCGUUGCCAGGGAGAGCUCGGGACUAUGGCAUGCGUGUCUGUGGGGGAAAGUAUGUUGCGCUACAUGGUGAGCCUGCUGAAACGCGAAGUCGAAUACCUUGAGAGCGAAGUCAACGGCUGGGCGCGCGGCUCUCAUUUGCCCUCUUAUCGACCAAUGCUCGGGUCGGGUGGUGGCCAUCAUGGCGCCGCUGCGGUGCUCGCAUGUGUGUGGCCGUUGGCUGCUCUGGUUGUGGAGUUCGUCACCAUCCCGCCUGUGGCAAACCCGCCUGCCGUUGCCGCGGCAAACGCGCCAACGCCUUCUGCGGCGGCGCUGGCGGUUGUGACCGCAGCAAUUAGCGACGAUGAAGGGUCUUCUCGAUGGAGCGGGGAGUCCCUCACCUGCCAGUCCCCGAUACAGGGAAUCUUACAGUGGCUCGACACAGGUAUGUCACUGCCAUCCUGGCCAUCGCCGGUAACUCCAGAUGCGCGCGCUAAGGUCCCGCGAACGGACAUUUUCUCGCGGGAAGUCCCCGCCACCCCCGCCGCUGGCUGGCGGGCGUGGGAGCUUCUGGAUGCCACGGUGGACCUCAUUGGACCUACGGGAGAUACGUUGUUGUGGGAUGCAAGGUACCGCCAAGGUUUGUGCGACGAGACAGGGGCAACCAGUGGUAUCGGUAAGGGGGUUCACACGGCGAGGACUGUAGACCCUGGCGCCGAAGACGUGCUGGACUGGGGUCGUCGAGAAUGCAGAGGUUUGGGAUUUUCGGCCCACGCUCGUCGCUCUGCUGAGGAUCGCGGAACCCCUGGUGCUCAUAGGAGAGUGAGCGGCGGCGGCGGCGGCAGCAGUGGAACUGGCUUUCUCGGGGUUUAUCGUACGACGCGGUUCAUAGACAGCAAGGGGAAGACAGCAAACCCACUCGCCGACGCAGGUGAUGUCCCAUGGAUGCUCGUGCGGAUUCUGCUGGCGGUAUUUGUCGGCGGAGGCGCCGCUGGAGGGCACACAGAAGAUGACACCACGAAGGAGAACCCCAGCCGGCGGAAAAGUGGCAGCAUUGGCGGCAGCAGCGGGAAGUUUGGUGGCGGUAGGGGCAAGGGAGGCGGCGGUGCCGGCAACGGCCCCCCGAGCACCGCUCUCGUGGCCCUUCAACGCUUGAUUGCUCUGUUGAACAGCCUAGAGUCGUCGGGCUACGAGCACUUCGAGUUCGAGGUGUUGAACGUGGCGGCUAGAGUGUCAACGGCGCUGCGCACGACAUGCUUGACUCCGAAAUCGGCUUGGGUCUUGGGUGCCCUACAGCUUUUGGCCAAGUGCCUGGCCACCCAGGGUGCUCAGAUCGAAAACUUGCUUGUGGCCGCCGAAGAACGACUUAUCGCUCGAGACGAUUCCGAACGAAAACCAAGGGCCCCAUCUGCGCCGAGACAAACAUCAGGCAAUACCCCUGCACUGCAGCCAGUGCUGACGCCGCGCGCCCGUCUCUCAUUCAGUCGUCGAUCGAAGCCGAAGUUCUGGCUGUGGGACCUCCUGACGGGAGGAGGUGGCAACGGCAGUCGACGACGGCGCAUCACGCCCGAGGGUGUGUUGCAUCAGAUAGCGGCGGAAACGCCGUCUCUAGCUGCUGUCCCUUCGGCCGACCUUGCGCUUGAAAUUAUUCGUCGAACGUUGGGCAUCGAGCUCCCGGGCAGGAGCCAACAGGGGCCGGAGCGUACAAGAAAACGCGGAGGUGGUGUAUCGAACACUGCCACUGCGGCACCGCUCACGUGGGACUUGCUGGAAGCUGCGUUUGAGCCCAUUUCGGAAGACGGAGGGGGCCACGAAGCGACGGGGCUCGCGCGUCGGUUUGACCGAGGGGGGAUGCACAAGCUCGCUCUGCAGACGCUUGUGCGUGUCCGUGCGCUGGAGGGUCGUGGAGGUGAAGCCGGGAUCCGAGUGCCCGCUGACGUGCUGAAGUUGAUGACGGCUGUGAAGGGCAUGGAGACCAGCAGGGCGUUGGCGCUUGCAGAGGCAAAGGAGAGAGCCACAACCCGCCGGCAGGCGCAGUGGGAGGUCGUGCUCAAACAGCUUGCGACCGAAAGAGGGCCGUGGGGUCGUGGCGUGAAGGCCCUUGGUCUCGAUUCUGUAUACUGGACUCUUAGCACUCGUGAGGAUGACCACGGACGCCGACUCAAGCUCAUUCGGAAUCCCUCCGGUAGCCUGCACACCAUCGCUAGCGAGCGUACGCGGGGGGCGACAAGAACCUCGCCGUUGUCCUCCCGGUCGUCGUUGCGGGCAGCUGGUGGGCGGAGGACGUCGCUGAAGACACUUUUCAGCACCAUGAGCGGAAGCGAUGCGUUUGGGGAUGCUGCGGUGGCCGAUGGUACCGCUCUCCAAGGACAUGCAGGCGAGUAUGCCCAUGCCGGGGUUGAUGAGGGGCACGAGGUGCUUGAGGAUAGACUCGGCAGCCGCAAGCGAUCGGACGUCCGGGAGAUGUCGGCGCAGACCAGCCUUUGGCGAGAUCUGUGCAAGUACCAGCAGAAAAGUUUACGGGUGAGGAGGAGCGGCGAGGGGUUGGGGGAACAAGCGGAGGAGACGGAGGAGGAAGACGAGGAGGAAGAAGACGAGGAACAGGAAUACGAGUCAGAGUAUGGUGAAGAUGACCCAGGCAGCAGCAGCGAUGCUGAGGGGAGCAGCGAUGUCGAUGUUACCAGGGACGGAUCGCAUCGGAACCGACGCGACACAUCCGCGACUUUCUCCAGCGCGGGGGACGUUGUGCGCGCGUCGUGCGUGACCCCUGGCACUAUUCUCGUAGAGGGCCACCGUUUGGUAUUUACACGGUUGCCAGAUGCAAAUGCUACCAGCAUGGAAGGAGACAACACCGGUGGCGGGGGUAACAGACAAGGGGGCGAGGUUCACGACAACUACCGAUGGGCCCUGCGACCUGCGCCGACCUCCUCAUGGUCCACCUCAGGGCUACGCCGUAUGUUGUUCCGCCCGUACGGUGGAAUGCGCUUUGCGGCGCUGGAGAUGUGGUUCAGGGGCCACGGGACCAGCGACGAGGGUGGAGCGGAAGGCUCACUUUUGCUCGGUCUUCCCAGUGAUUCCCUAGCAAACAGCCUGUUCCGGGCCCUCCGGCGUACGAGACCACCUUCGCUCGAGCCGUUCCUCGGCCGUCUCCCAGCAACGGUGGUCGCGCGGUCGAAGGCAAAUACAUGGGGUGCUUCCGCGGCGGGAGGGAGUGGGAUGUUCGUGGGCGCCUACGGUGAUGGGCGUAGCGGCACCAGUGGCGUCGGUGGUGGGGGUGGCAGCGGGACGAAAGCUGUGUCGGCCGCGGCCGAGAUGGCACGCACACCCCUUACGCAGGCGUGGGCACGUCGACGGUGUGGCGUUACGAAUUUCGAUUACCUGCGAGGGCUUAACGCUGCAGCUGGGCGAACGACUUCAGAUCUGUCCAGAUACCCGGUGUUUCCGUGGGUGCUAUCGGAGAGAGCGUGGGCAGCGGAGGAGCUGGAUCUGAAAGAUGAGCGCAAUUUCCGGGAUCUGGCAUGGCCAAUGGGGGCCCAGCGGCCAGAGCAGCGAGAGAUGCUCCACAUGCGUUUCACCGAGCUCGAGCGGAGCUACCUGGAGGAGCAGAGUAUGGGUGGCGAGCGUGCUGAAAUGGCCCUCCCGCCGUUCCACCACGGGACCCACUACUCAACCAGCGCUUACGUGAUGUGGUUUCUCAUGCGCCUUGAGCCAUUUACAUCGCUGCAUAUCCACCUUCAGGACGGGCGGUUUGACAAGGCAGACCGCCUCUUCCAGUCUCUCCCCGACGCCUACCGAUCGUGCACUCACAACCCAGGCGACGUAAAGGAAGCCAUACCCGAGCUGUACUACCUGCCGGAGCUCUUCGUCAACGCCACUGGGUUCGACCUCGGCUGCACCCAGGCCACCGGAAAGCCGGUGGGAGACGUGGAACUCCCUCGGUGGGCUCAUGGAGACCCGUGGGAGUUCGUGAGGCGUCAUCGAGAGGCGUUGGAGAGCGAGCACGUCAGCCUGCGGUUGCACCGGUGGAUCGACCUGGUUUUCGGCUAUCGGCAACUGCCGCCGGCGCUGGACAGGGGUCAGCGCGGGGCCGUGGAUUCUUGCAACGUCUUCUUUCACCUCACGUACCCCGGGGCGGUGGAUUUACCGCGAUUGCGUGAGCAGGAUUCACAGCUCUACGAGUCGACGAUGAGGCAGAUCGAAGAGUUCGGACAGGCCCCAGCUCAGCUGUUCAAGUCACCCCACCCUCGUCGCCUCUCAAUGGCAGAAGCAGAGGUGGUGCGACCCCUAGCAAGCCCUGUCCCGGGGUCCAACACAGAACCGCUUGCAGAGGCAAACAUCCCCUCGGUGACUGGCUCUUCUGCGGGCGUAGCCGCCGAAGUUGACGGCGCUUCGGCGGCGAGGAUGGGAACGGCGCCGCCGCCGCGUUCACACAACGUGGUGAGCUAUCCGAGGGAAAGUGUCAGCCGGGGCGCUGUGCUAGUGGUCACUGACCUACUCCCCUGGGCAGAGCGCCUCGUGACGGUAGAUACACGCCGCGCGAUCGGGUUCCACGGAUGGCGCACCCUGCCUCCGGAGAGAAGCCCGCCUUUCCGACUGCGGGCAGAAGCGGUAGAGGUGGGCGACGACCCACGGGAAAAUGACGGAGGAAGGAUCUCGGGAGACAACGGCGGCGGCGGUUUGGUGGGCGCUGGAGGAGGAGGGGCAGGACCACGGGGGGCGGGGAGUAUUCCAGUGCGCCGCUUUGGCGUGCCGUUCGCCCCCGAUGGGGUGGCUUCUUCCAGGCUGCUCGAACCGCCGCCCCUUGACGGCCGCUGCGGCGAUUAUGGCCUAGGCGGUGAUGACGACGGUGAUGUUGUCUUCACCCGUCCGCUGGGAGGUCUCGGAGGGUCCCACGUCUCCCUUGCUUCCAUGGGAUCGCUCUUGUCCCUCCCUCAAGCUUCUGUGCCGGCUUCUCAGCCGCCACAGCAGCUUUCGUAUCCAGAGGACCAGCACGCGAAGGCGAAGUCGUCCUCGUGUUCGUCUUCGGGAGGGCCGCCGCUAGAUGCUUACGACGGCCACCACCACGACGAUCGGCAGCAAGACCAUGAGCCGGCCGGCUCCCCCGUCCCUGUUCACACAAGGGGUGAAGGCUGGAAUCGACGUAUCGGUGAGGGUGUGGGCGGCGGUGUGGGCCUUGGGUCGCACCUAUUCGCCAUCCUCGCGGAAUCUUACCUGCUGUUCAGCGGCGGCCAUUGGGACUCGUCGUUCCGCGCCACAGCGCUCGACACGGGGCGGCUUGUGGUCUCGAUCGCGCGUCACCGCGACGUGGUAACGAGCCUGUCUUUAGCCGACGGAGGCAAAGGGUGCCGGAGACUCGUGACGGCAUCGAGAGACACCACUCUUAUGGUGUGGAGGGUAGAAGACACUGCCGGGGAGCGAGCCCCCCCGGUGUCGCCGUCUUCCCUCCUUCAUGUCCUUUACGGGCACGACACUCCGGUGACUUGUGUCUGCGCCCGGGCGGACCUGGACGCCAUUGUGAGUUCCGGUGAGGAUGGCACUGUUGUGGUGCACACCCUAUGGGGGGGGGAGUACGUGCGAACGAUAACACCGCAGGGCGACGCUUCGCCGACUGAACUGACGGCCCUCGACGCGUCUGGGCUCGGCAGUCUUGUUGAAUCUGCGGAAAACGGCCGACAUGGAGAUGGAUGCAGCAACAGGGUCCGAGACGAUGAGGAGGAAGGCACGACCUCGCGCAGCUCACGGUGCCCCGGGGUAGACGGUGCGGCAGCGACGCCGACAAAAGUGUUCAGGGGCAGAAACCUGCCCCCGCCGUGGGCCUCUGUAGAGUGGGUUGGACUGUCGGCGGCUGGCUAUGUCGUUGCUUACUCACCAGCAGACGCAACCCUACGGUCUUACACUGUUAACGGGCACCCGUUGGGGGCGGUACAGGUGACGAAGGCAGAAGCGGGUCCGCUGCGGGCGUUUGUGUUUUCCGAGGACGGCACGGUGUUGUUGUCAGGUGGCCACGAUCGCGUCGUAACCCUGCGUUGGGCGUACAGUCUUGCCCUGGCGGACGACGGCAGCCGGAAAGGGUGUGGGUUGGCCGUGCUUGAUGGGGCCGGCCCCCCAUUGGCUGGGGUACCCGCCGCAAGCGCGGGCGUGCCGAAGUUUGCUUCUGCGGUGCGAGCUCUGGCACUGACUGCCGGGGAACGGCACUUGUUGGUGGGCCUAGAGGAUGGGACUCUUGGUGUUUUGGCGCUGGACGCCAACUAUCUACGGCAGCGGUUACGCUCCAAGCUUGACCAGUUGGGUAUUUGAAAGCACGAGAGGCAGGAAGAGAUGAUGCCUUGCUGGCGGAACUGGUGGUUAGUUCCUUGAGCUGUGCGCGUGUGUGUUGGCGCUCAUGUUUGCUGCCAGGCCAGUGCAACCGUAGUGUUGGCGGCGAAGACCGGCCGCUAAAGGAGGGAACAGUCACAGGAUAACGGGAGAGGGUAAGGGUGUCUUUUAAAGUGGGCGUUUUGUUGACGACGCAGAAGUUUGGGUGCUGCAACCCUGUUUUUUUUAGCUCGGUUUCAGAACGUGAUGGUGGUUCCUCAUCAUGUGACGGGUAUUUGAUGUACGUAGUAGGAGCACCAUGCGUGUGCACACAUAUGCGCGUGCCCAUGGACGAUCAAAAGGUGUAAUUGGUAAACGCUUGUAUUUUGUGAAUAAUAAACGGUAGCUUCAGCGAUAGAUUCAUGUAUCACUGUGUUUGUUGUUAUCUUCAAACACGCAUUGCUGUUGUUAAUGUCUUGCGCAGAAUAUUUAAGUGUGUGUAUGCUUCUGUCGUAGUAUGUACAAGGUGUUCGGUCUUGUUCUUCUAAGCGAGUGUUGUGUCAUUUGAUUGUACUUUGUGUUGUGUUUGAUUACGUCUGUAACGUCUUCCUCACACCCACAUGUUGUGGAGGGGGCCGACCUGGUUGGUGGACAGCCUGAAGAUGAGCAGGCCCAGGCCUCGUGGGGAUACAGAUAUCGUGCAUUAUUAUUAUUGUGUUUGAAGGAGGCAUACCCAUUGUUGUUUGAUUCAGCCUGCGAGUCUUAUUCAUAGGUCCUUGCGUGUUUUGCUUUUUCGCCCGCUGGGUUUUUGCAUUGUUGUUGUGAAGGUUAUUUGUCGGCAGUGGGCGUAUCGCGGUGUUUCGAGGUCUAUUUUUUUCGUACCAUGCGUGGGAGUCUGUGGCUGCAGAAUUUGUGUGUGUUCUUCGAGUACGCAAGAAGCGGUAUCAGAUGGAGGCCAGAAAGAAAGUGAAAACAGUUAUCAUCAUAU